AUGGAGGGUUUCAGAUCCAAAUCCAUCAACGAUGAAAGACUUGAAAUGGAUAGUUACAAUCCCAGCAACUAUAACAACACCUCAAGUGGAUUUCCCAGUUACAAACCCACUUCAAAUCCAACUGGGUUUCAAGAUCUGAGGUGCUACAGUGCGUCACAUGCAUCAUCUUUAUCAGCACAAAACAAUGCCCCGAUGGAUAUUGUACCAGCGGAUCAGUGGAGAUUUAAGAAAGGGAAGUCAACAAAUGGAGCAGUUUCCAAGAACUGGAGCUUUAAUGACCCAGAAUUGCAGAGGAAAAAGAGGGUGGCUAGUUAUAAAGUCUACACUGUUGAAGGGAAAGUCAAGGGAUCUAUCAAGAAGAGCUUUAGGUGGGUCAAGGAGAGGUACACACAAAUGGUUCAUGGGUAUAGAUGA
Molecule: messenger RNA, 414 nt
Organism: Fraxinus pennsylvanica
Lineage: Eukaryota; Viridiplantae; Streptophyta; Magnoliopsida; Lamiales; Oleaceae
Source: the annotation of a GenBank genome assembly